AUUGUUUUAUUGUAUUGUCCUAUAAUAGAUCUAAAUGUGAUAAAAGAAGAAGAGUCUAAAGCCAAAUGUGAAGUAUGCAAGGUCAUAAUGGAUGUGGUCAAGAAAGAAAUCAAGGGCAAGAAGAAUAAGGAAGAAAUCAAGAACUUAGUCCAUAAUAUAUGCAAGAAAGUACCAAAAUUGGUUCGACACGAGUGCCACAAGUUCAUAGACAAGCAUGCUGACCACGUGAUUGACAUGCUCGUGGAUAAAGUGGACCCAAAAAAAGUGUGCCACAAGUUGAAUCUUUGCCAAGUUAUGUCUGUACCGAGUACUGAAAUUAGCAUAAACGUAAUAUUCGAUGUUUCUUCACAAGUAGAAUAUUCAAAAGGUUUAUGUAAAGUGUGCAAGAUUGUAAUGGAUGAGGUCAAAAAAGAAAUAAAAGGAAAAAAUGAGGAGGAAAUUAAGAAUCUAGUCCACAAUAUAUGCAAAAAUGUACCAAAAUUGGUACGACAUGAGUGCCACAAGUUCGUGGACAAGUAUGCUGACCACGUGAUCGAUAUGCUCGUUAAUAAACUGGACCCAAAAGAAGUGUGCCACAAGUUGAAUCUGUGCCAAGUGUUGCCCAUACACUUUAUUGAACAGUUGUACAAAAUAUUCUAUAUAUCGACACAAGUACGACAAUCCAAAGAAGCCUGUGGAAUGUGCAAGAAGGUGAUGACGACGAUUGAAAGAACUAUGCAAAACAUUGAAGUGGUACGUACAUGAUCAUACAACUAUAGUAAAAUUUUGACAG
Molecule: messenger RNA, 772 nt
Organism: Achroia grisella
Lineage: Eukaryota; Metazoa; Arthropoda; Insecta; Lepidoptera; Pyralidae
Product: prosaposin-like
Exons: 5
Coding region: 88-744 (218 amino acids)
Biological process (GO): lipid metabolic process
Source: RefSeq, a predicted model, not a curated record